AUGCCAAUUGCACCCGCACAAGAUCCCCCUGAGUCAUACUGGGGAGCUCUGCCCACGCUCGAGCAAGUGCUGGAUGUAUCCUCGGCUGCUGGCGAAGCAGCUCGAGUGCGUGGCGGGCUCGCUCCGUGGGUCAGAACAGCCGACGUGAAUACCUCGACACGCACCGAGGCGUACGGCAUCAACUUGUCGAACCACGACGUGAAUGAUGCUGCCGAACCAGCACGAGGAAGGCCGAAUCGCAGCCUCCGAGAGGAUAUCUCACCCAUCGUCUUUGGGGGAGGUAUCCUGAGAUUGGGCGAUGGACAGUAUCGGGACACGUCGGAGGAGAAGGUGAAGGGCUUAGACAGCUUCAGAGUCGUGCACCUGGCCCUCUCAUACGGCAUCAACGCAAUCGAUACAUCCGCCUACUACUAUCCCUCCGAGAUACUUCUUGGACGUAUCCUACGUCUCCUCUCGCCCCUCCAUCCUCGUUCUUCCUAUCGCCUCCUGACAAAGUGUGGUCGCUACGGUCCCUCUUUGGAACAUUUCGAUUAUUCCCCAAAAGGCGUCAGGGAAAGCGUUGGAAAGAGUUUGAAAAGGCUGAACACGAGUUAUUUGGACCAGGUGUUGUUGCAUGAUGUGGAAUUUGUGGCGGAAAAGGUCGGUGCAAGCCAUGAGCAGGGCUUCGACGCCAGGGAUGCGGCGAGACAUGAGGGUGAGUCGACCUCGGGUCUUGCCCUGCAGAAAUCUUUGGGUCUCUCUGCUGCAAGUUGGGGCACAAGCUGCGGCCCAGGCGAUGCGGCAGUCCUGGGCGCACUCCAAGAGCUUUUCAACCUGAAAGACGAAGGGUUGAUACUGAAUGUGGGCAUAAGCGGCUACCCUCUUCCCGUGCUGCUCAGGAUUUGCAGACUGGCAUACAUCGAGUUGGGCCGACCGUUGGACUGCGUGCUUAGUUACAGUCAGGAUUGUCUGCAUUCGGACCUAUUGAGAGCUUGGAGGGGCCUCUUCGAGAUGGACCAGAGGCAGUCGCGCACUUCACAUGCGGAGCGCAACGGAAAGUGGAACCCGCCCUUGUUGCUCAAUGGAAGUCCAUUUUCGAUGGGACUGCUCACAGAAGGUGCGGUGCCCGAUUGGCAUCCAGCCCCGCAAGAGCUGAAAGAUGCAUGUCUGCGAGCAGCCCAGAGUCUGCUUUCGGCCUCCAGCGCACCUCAUGACGCAGCCGGGCUGGAAAGACAUCAUGGCACGGGCUUCCCAACGCUUGUGGGCAUGGCGACGUGCGAUCAUGUACAUGCGGCCAUCCAGACCAUGCGCGUUCUGAUGGCUCGCACGUCUGCUCAGAAUUCCUGCGAGACAAACGCUAAGAACGGAGCAUCGAACGGAGAGCGACAGUCUCAAGCUUUGCAAGACGCGGCGGAGAAGAAGGUCAAAGACAUGGUGAGGGAGAGCGGAUAUGUAGAUUGGAGUUGGGCUAGCGGAUGA
Messenger RNA from Ceraceosorus guamensis, 1458 nucleotides. Its product is annotated as Aldo/keto reductase. The transcript is spliced from 6 exons. Gene Ontology annotation, cellular component: cytosol. Gene Ontology annotation, molecular function: D-arabinose 1-dehydrogenase [NAD(P)+] activity. The record is from RefSeq and is a predicted model, not a curated record. The coding region runs from base 1 to 1458 and encodes 485 amino acids. Gene Ontology annotation, biological process: dehydro-D-arabinono-1,4-lactone biosynthetic process. Lineage: Eukaryota; Fungi; Basidiomycota; Exobasidiomycetes; Ceraceosorales; Ceraceosoraceae.